AUGCAAAUUUUUGUUAAAAGUGGAGUUGAAGUUGGAGGUGGAGGUGGAGGUGGAGGUGGAGGUGGAGGUCAAGGUGGAGGUGAAGUUGGAGGUGGUGGUGAAGAUGGAGGUGAGAACUACAAGUACAGACAUGUAAUCAAAGAUCACCUACCCAUUUCAGCCAGUUGGGAGAUGGAGAGAGAGAAAUGUCACACAAACAGAGAGUUUCAAGAGAGAUAG
Molecule: messenger RNA, 219 nt
Organism: Prunus armeniaca (apricot)
Lineage: Eukaryota; Viridiplantae; Streptophyta; Magnoliopsida; Rosales; Rosaceae
Source: the annotation of a GenBank genome assembly